CAGGUCCCCGACGCCGCGCUCGCCAACACCGCUCAACCCCCACUCCGCCACACUCGACAUGCCGCGCCCCCGCCUCCUCCUCGCAGCCGUGGUGAUGAUGGCCGCCCUCACGUCAGCGCUGGCCAUGCCACAGGGGCGCCUCAAGUACUCUGACCGAGAGCUGGUCGCCGAACUCGCGGCCCAGAUCGUGCGCGUGACGGGCGGCCCCUGGACCGCCCUCGCCGCCGCCCCCCAGAAGCGCAACUCCGAACUCAUCAACUCCCUCCUUGGACUCCCCAAGGUCAUGAACGACGCCGGGAGGAGAUAAGCGAAUCAUCUCAGAUAAAUCAUCGAUCGAGGCCAGUGUGGGCGUGUGGCAAGACCUUCAUCGUGAGCAGAAGACAGACCAUUAACAUCUUUUUCCGUAAUAAAUGUUGCAUCGGCAA
Messenger RNA from Penaeus vannamei (Pacific white shrimp), 425 nucleotides. RefSeq names its product pigment-dispersing hormone type 1-like. Gene Ontology annotation, cellular component: extracellular region. Lineage: Eukaryota; Metazoa; Arthropoda; Malacostraca; Decapoda; Penaeidae. Gene Ontology annotation, biological process: response to light stimulus. Gene Ontology annotation, molecular function: hormone activity. The record is from RefSeq and is a predicted model, not a curated record.